Molecule: messenger RNA, 1923 nt
Organism: Didymodactylos carnosus
Lineage: Eukaryota; Metazoa; Rotifera; Eurotatoria; Philodinida; Philodinidae
Source: the annotation of a GenBank genome assembly
AUGAUCUCUGAUCCCGACGAUCAAUCCGACUGUACACCAAUUGUGAUUGAUGAUGUUAUCGUUCACGAUUCAACUAUCGCUUCUGAUUCUACUAUCAAGGACAAAUCGAUUCAGUACGAUGACACUAAAAUCGCACCCACUUGCUUGGCACAAUUCUUCAUCAGUUAUAACACUGAGACCAAAUCAGCUGUGUGUUUACUAUGCAAAAGUACAGUAAAGAAGUCUGGUGACUCAACUUUCAACUUUGUGCGUCACGUAAAACGUAAUCACGGUGAUGCUUAUAAUACAUGGACAAUGGCAUUGGCUACAAAAGAAGAAAAGAUACAAUCAAAACAGCCAUCGAUCAAGGAUGCUAUGAACAGUCCUCGUGGCACAAAAUACACAAGUGGUCAUCCUCGACAAAUACAAUUGUCUAAAAUGGUAACAAAUGAUCUGAUUAUUGGUCUCGUAUUACCACUGUCAAUUGUCGAGCGACCUGAAUUUCUUCGAGCAAUGCAUACUGUUGAUCCAAAGUUUGUCGUUCCAUCUCGACGUUCUAUAUGCCUGACAAUUGAUACCUGGACCGACAGAAGAAUGCGAUGUUUUUAUGGAAUUACAAUUCAUCUAAUUGAACAAUGUCUAUUCAAAUCGUACCUAUUGGCAUUUAAAUACCUUUCAGGUAGUCAUACUGGCGACAAAUUAUUGAAAGAAUAUGAAGCAAUCAUGGCGCAGUAUGACAUUGAACAAAAAGUUGUACGACUAGUAACCGACAAUGCCAGCAACAAUAUCAAAGCUUUUGGCUCUCUUAUCGUGCCUGGCUUCGAACCAUACUUCGAAGAAUCUUCAGAUGAACGUUCUGAUGAAGAAGAUGAGGAAGAAGAAGAGAGGAUUGGAGAUGACAGAGAGACAAAUUCAAACGAAAUUAAUGAUUGGUGUGAUACCUUAUUUGUGAGUGAAGAACUUCUGCGACUCCCCUGUUAUAUUCACACGUUGCAGUUGGUAGUAUCCGAUGGCCUCAAAGAAAGUUUUUGUAUAAAGGCGGCUAUUUCGAAGGUAUCAAGUAUAGCUAAAUUCAGUCAUAAAAGUAUAGUUAUGGCAGAAAAGCUAGAACAAGAUGGUUUCAGCAUUCCAGUAGCCGUGAUCACUAGAUGGAACAGCCAAUACUGUACAGUGGCGAAAACAAUCGAAAUUCCAUCCGAUAAACUGAAUGAUUACUUGCGACAAUUAAAGAAGGAUUCAUUGAUUCUAUCACAACGUGAUAUUACUGUUCUCAAUGAAUUCAUUUCUGUGUUUGCAUUAUUUGCGGAAGCCUUUACCAAAGCGCAAGCAGACGAGGCUGCUUCAAUUUCUCUGGUUGCUCCGUCCUUGCUCGAGAUUUACUUCGAUCUUGAAUCAGAGCAAGCUACAUUGAAGUAUGCUAGUGGUCUAUGCAAAGCACUUCUUAAAUCAAUACAAGAACGAUUUGGAGGAUUGCUCAAGCAAUUAGGAUUACCACUUGAUAUUACAAGCAAGACUCGGUCAACAUCUGAACUCUACUCAGACUCGCUCUUUAUCAUGGCCCCAUUCUUGGAUGCUCGCUUUGGUGACCGAUGGAUUAUACAUUCGAAAUUACAAGAUGAAACAAAGUCUUGUCUAUGUGAGACAAUUAAGCGAUUGAUUGCAAAUGCAGCUUUACAAUUACAAGGUUCAGAUAGUAAAGAAAAGGCUGAAACCGUAGUUGAAGCACCUCUUGUCGUCGCAAGUAACAAUACAAGCGUUACUUUAAAGAGAAAGACUCUUUUUGCCUUUCCUAAGACACAGGAACCAUUAACGAAGAAAACACGAUCAAGUGUACUCGAACAAAUCGAAGAAGAAAUACUUCUUUUCUCGUCUGAUGACAGUGCUCUUAUUUUCAAAAAAGCAAAAACCUAUCCAUAUCAUAUAAAAUAUAAAAGUUUCAUCUAA